Molecule: messenger RNA, 1701 nt
Organism: Sorex araneus (European shrew)
Lineage: Eukaryota; Metazoa; Chordata; Mammalia; Eulipotyphla; Soricidae
Gene: NOX3
Product: NADPH oxidase 3
Biological process (GO): superoxide anion generation; defense response
Cellular component (GO): plasma membrane; NADPH oxidase complex
Molecular function (GO): superoxide-generating NAD(P)H oxidase activity
Source: RefSeq, a predicted model, not a curated record
AUGAGAUGUUGGGUUUUGAAUGAGGUGCUCUCCAUCAUAUUAGCACUCCUGUGGGUGGGAGUGAACUUAUAUCUGUUCAUCGACACAUACUACUGGUAUGAAGAGGAAGAAUCCUUCCUUUACACACGAGUUAUUCUGGGGUCAACACUGGCUUGGGCACGAGCAUCGGCAGUGUGCUUGAACUUCAACUGCAUGCUAAUCCUAUUACCAGUCACCCGAAACCUUAUUUCAUUCAUGAGAGGGACGUGUGUGUGUUGCCGAGGACCAUGGAGAAGACAAUUAGACAAAAAUCUUAAAUUCCACAGACUGGUUGCCUAUGGGAUAGUCAUCAAUGCAACCAUUCACAUCGUGGCACAUUUGUACAACCUGGAACGCUACCAUGCCAGUCAGUCGGCAGAAGUGGGGGGACUUCUGGCUGUACUUUCUAAACUCGGAGACACCCGAAAUGAAACCUACCUCAACCCCAUCCGGACCUUCCAUACGAACACAACCACUGAGUUGUUAACCACGAUUGCGGGUGUUACUGGCCUCGUGAUCACGCUGGCUCUCAUCCUGAUCGUGACCUCCUCCACCGAGUCCAUCAGGCAGGCCUCCUACGAGCUCUUCUGGUAUACACACCAUGUCUUCAUCAUCUUCUUUAUCAGCUUGGCUCUCCACGGAGCCGGUCGGAUUGUUCGAGGCCAAACAUCAGAGAGUCUCUUACUACACAACGUUACCCGCUGUCGAGAACGCUAUGCUGAGUGGCAAGCAGCCAGCCCGUGUCCCCUGCCUCAGUUUGCUGGCAAGGAACCCUCGGCUUGGAAAUGGGUUUUUGGCCCCGUGGUCUUGUAUGCAUGCGAAAGAAUAAUUAGGUUCUGGCGAUUUCAGCAAGAAGUUGUCAUUACCAAGGUGCUGAGUCAUCCUUGUGGAGUCCUAGAACUGCACAUGAAGAAGCACAACUUCCACAUGGAGCCCGGCCAGUACAUCCUGCUCCAGUGCCCGGCCAUCUCUGCGCUGGAGUGGCACCCUUUCACCCUCACCUCUGCGCCCCAUGAGGACUUCUUCAGCGUACACAUCCGGGCAGUGGGAGACUGGACAGAAGCUCUGUGCAAGGCCUUCGGGGUGGGAAACCAGGCCCCACAAGAGCUGCGGAGCCUGCCAAGGCUGGCAGUGGACGGGCCAUUUGGAACACCCCUGACCGACGCGUUUCACUACCCAGUGAGCGUGUGCAUUGCUGCGGGGAUCGGGGUCACGCCAUUCGCCGCUCUUCUGAAAUCUCUCUGGUACCAGUGCGAGUCCCAGAACCCACUGAAGCUGAGCAAGGUGUAUUUCUACUGGAUUUGCCGGGAUCCAAAGGCCUUUGAAUGGUUUGCUGAUCUCUUACUGUCUCUGGAAACACACAUGAGCGAGCAAGGAAAACCUUAUUUUCUGAGUUACCACAUAUUUCUUACAGAAUGGGAUGAGAACCAGGCUAUUUACAUAGCUCUACACUGGGAUGAAACGACUGAUGCGAUUACGGGGUUAAAGCAGAAAACCUCCUACGGAAGGCCCAACUGGAACAAGGAGUUUCAGCAAAUGGCUUACAACCACCCCAGCAGCAGUAUUGGCGUGUUCUUCUGUGGGCCCAAAAGUCUCUCAAAAACGCUCCAAAAGAUGUGCCAUUUGCAUUCGUCAGCUGACCCCAGGGGGGUGCAUUUUUACUACAAUCAGGAAAGCUUCUAG